Molecule: messenger RNA, 3510 nt
Organism: Rotaria sp. Silwood2
Lineage: Eukaryota; Metazoa; Rotifera; Eurotatoria; Philodinida; Philodinidae
Source: the annotation of a GenBank genome assembly
AUGACUCUCGCAUCUUUACAAGAAUCAAAAUUUUCAGCUGCAUUGACUAAACGGUAUGAAAAUGACAAUGAAGGUUCGUUUCUUGAAAAUUUUGAAGCCGUUGCACAAAAACAUGAACAACGUCGACAAAAAAUAAAAAAAGAUGAAGAAAUUGAAAAUGAAAAAAUACCUCCUGAAUAUCGAAUAACAUUUGGUGAAAAACCGCAAGGUAUAACAUCAAAAGAAUACGAAUUACUUUAUAUUGAAACAUUAUAUACGAUAAAACAUAAAAUUGGUACAACAAUAUCAAAGCAUAGUGAAGGAGAAAAUGAUCUUUAUUCUUAUGCCCAAGAGGCAUUUGGACUAUCAAGUGAAGAUCAUCAACGUUUAUUAGCUAAAGCGAGCGAAGAAAAGCCCCCAAUUUUAAUUUUAAAUAUUGAAAUUGUUGAAGCUAAAGAUCUCGAAGCAAAAGAUGCAAACGGGUUUUCUGAUCCUUAUUGUAUGUUGGGUAUUGUACCAGAAGUUAAAAAAUUUGUUCUUCCUCAACAAUCAAGUGCUGUUGGUGCAUCAUCUGAUGAAGAAGGAUCAACUGAUAGUAAACUUGGUUUUAUGAAACGUUUAAAAAGUUUUCGUAAAUCAACAAUUCGUCGAUCUCAAGGACGAGAAAAAAGUACAACAUCAACGGGUUCAAGUCCACAAAAUAAUUGCAGCUUAAGGGAUAAAUUGCCGGCAAAAUAUAUUCAAACAACUGAUGUUAAAAAAACUACAUUAAAUCCGAUUUGGAUGGAAAAAUUUCGUUUUAAUAUUGAAAGUAGUAAAACGGAAACAUUUCAUUUGGAUAUAUGGGAUCAUGAUGAUGAAUUUUCUGUAUUUGAAGCAGCAAGAAAACUCAAUCAAGUUCAAGGUUUUAAAGGAUUAAAUAGAUAUUUUAAACAAAUUGCUCAAUCAGCAAGAACAAAUUCUAAUGAAAGUUCCAAUGUUGAUGAUUUUUUAGGUUCAGUUAAUUUAAAAAUUAGUGAAAUUCCAUCAACAGGAAUCGAUAAAUGGUUUUCACUUGAAGGUCGAAGUGAAAAUUCAAAAGUUCAUGGUCAAAUUCAUAUUCGUGCUAGUUUAGCAACACGUGAAGAUCGUGGAAUAUCUGAAGAAGAUAAUUGGACCGAUAUUAAACAACAUGUUGAACUUUUACAAAUUUUUAUUGAUCAUGAAUUAAACAAAUUUAAGGGUGAAACAACAAAAUGGGGAGGUGAAUUAUCACGCGAAGCUGAAACAAUUUUACAUCAACAUGCCAUUCAAGGUGAUAUAACUGAUAUUCAACGAAAAAUGUGUCGUUGGAUAGCAUAUUCAAAAAAACAUCUUGAACGUACAUUAACACAUAAAUUAUUAUUAUUAAUAACAGAACAAUUAGAACAAACAUGGCAACCAACUUCAUUAAGUCGAGAUGAAAGUGAUAUGUUACGAGAAGCUUUUACAUUAUUUAUAAAUCAUUGUUUUAAACAAUUAGCAAAACUUCGAGAUAUUUUUCCAGCUGCUAAUCGAAUUGCAAUCGAACGACUUGAACAACUUUUAACAAUUGUUGCUAAAUUACAUAGUAUGGAAGUAUUUCGUUAUUGUUGUCCAUUUCAAAAUAGUCUUCAACAUGAAUUAUCAUUGAUUAUAUCAGCUGGAACUAUGGAAUGGUUUGAUCGUAUGGUUGCACAUGUAACAAAACCAAGAUUAAGAUCCGAUGAAGAUAUAUUACGUAGUACAAGUGAAUUAAUUUAUGUUUUGAUUGCAGAUGAUAAUUUAUUAUUUCGUAUGAAUUUCAGUAGUGCUAAAUUGGCUUUUUACCAUAUAUCAUUUAAAAAAAUCGAUGGCAAACUAAUGGAUAUAGUUAUAAAAGCACUUGAAGAAGAACUUGGUGAACAAAUAUAUCAAUCUCCUUUAAAAUUAUUUGAAAGUGCUGAACCAGAUUCAGCUGAUAUAGCUGCUUUUGCUUUUUCAGCUGAACAAACAAGUUUAUCCUUAUUUGAACUUUAUUUAACUCUUAAUGAACUUGCAAAAUAUAAAAUAUAUGUUAAUGAAACUCACCGAUCAAAUUUAAAAAUCAAUCAAUAUUAUUUAUAUUUUGGUGUAGCUUUAAAAAAAUGGUUAUCAAUAGCUCGAAAUAAACUUCUUCAUCGUAUUGAAUAUUUUCUUGAUAAAGAUAAAAUUGAAACAUCAUCAACAACAACAACAACAAAUAAUAAAUUUACCUCAUCAUCAUUAGAUAUUUCAAAUUGUUUUACACAAAUGACACAAUUUUGGAGACGAUUAGCUUGGCCUGAUGUUCUUGGUUCAAUCGUAUAUUUAAUUAAAAUAACUGAAGAUACAGCUAAUGCAACACGUCUUUAUGCAACAUUAAUGGAAGAAAAAUUGAAUGCAAAAAAAUUUUAUGAUACUAAUGAUUUAACUAUUUAUACACAAGAACUUUCAUUAACUGUAAAUAAUAUUGAACGUAUACGAGAAUCAUUUAAAGCCUUACCAAUUGAAUUAUCUUAUGAUAAAUUAUUAGUAGCAGCAGAAAAAUUUCAUCCAAUUGCUGUUGUUGAUGAAUAUAGAAAAAAAAUUGAAACAACUGUUGCAAUUUGCAGUCAAGAUAUAACUGAUAGAAUUUAUCGAAUUUUAAGUAAAGUUAUUACAAAUAUGGAAAUGGAAUUAAAACAAUAUUUAUUUCAUAUCAUCGAAGCACCUGAAGCUAGUGCUGCUCAAGAUACUAUUCAACCAUUAUUUACUUUUCUUGACAAUCAAUUAUUACCUUAUACAGAAUAUUUAAUUAGACUAAACUUAACUAGAUUGUUAGAACUUAUAUGGGCUGUAUUAAUCGAUCAAAUUCUAUGUGAAGUUGAAGAUAUAACAUCACCAAAAUCAAUUUCAUCUUAUACACGAUUAUUAAAAGCUCUUGAUGGUCUUGUCGAAUAUUUUAAUAAUGAAGAACAUUAUUUACCAAAAGAUAUCCUCAAAACUGAUAAAUACAGAUUGGUAAAGAAAUUAUUAAAAUAUCAAUCUACCGAUACACAAUCGUUAAUCAAAAUGUAUUAUCAAGAAAAAGUUCAAGAACAAGAUCGUGCUAAUAGUUCAAAUCAAUGUGAUUUAGGAAAACUUUAUUGUCGAGCUUAUUAUCAUUUAAAAGAAGAGACAUUAUAUAUUGAAAUUAUAUCAUGUAAAAAUCUAAGACCAUGUGAUUCAAAUGGCUUGAGUGAUCCAUAUGUUGAAGUACAAUUAUGUCCAAAAUUUUUAUAUCCUUAUAUUGAAAAACAACAAACAUCAGUUAUAAAAAAAACUCUCAAUCCACAAUUUAAUGAAAAAUUUGAAUUUCGAUUAACAGAAAAAGAAUGCAAUUUAUCCGGUGGAAUCAUACAUUUUAUAGUAAUGGAUCAUGAUUUAAUGUGGUCAAAUGAUUUUGAAGGUGAAGCAUUUCUUGAAAUAUGGAAAAUAACUGGAGUUAAUAAUGACAAUCGAGCUGUUGAUGAAUUAAAACAAAUUGAAUUAGCAUUAACACAUCCGAAAGGUUAG